Messenger RNA from Salvia hispanica, 1659 nucleotides. The record is from RefSeq and is a predicted model, not a curated record. NCBI's taxonomy places the organism in Eukaryota, Viridiplantae, Streptophyta, Magnoliopsida, Lamiales, Lamiaceae.
GGUAGAAAUUGCUUGUGUGUGGUGUGUGGACAUCGAUCUUUUGUGAAUAAGUAUAAGAAGAGGAUAAGAAGAAGAAAUCAUAAACUAGAGGGGGAAAAAAAAAAGAAUUAGUGGGAGAAAAAAAUGGUUAGUGAAGAAAUAGAAAAGAAACUCUACAAAGCUGCAUCAAAAGGGGAUGUAAAAACACUUGUACAACUACUUGGAGAAGAUCCAUAUCUUGUUCAUGAAUUCUCGUUUCCAUGUUCAAGAAAUCUUCUACACAUAGCAGCAAUGCAUGGACAAACAGGCGUUGUCGAAGAAGUGUUGGAGCGUAAUCCGAGGCUAGCGCGGAGUUCAGACUCCCGAAGUUCGUCGCCUCUUCACAUUGCCGUAGAUGAAGGGGACCUUGAAAUCACAAAAAGGUUGAUGUCAGUAGCGCCAGAGAUGUGCUGGUGGCGGGAUAAUCAAGGGAUGAAUCCGAUUCAUGUUGCGGCCGUGAAAGGGCGUGUUUUGAUAUUGGAGGAGCUGCUUCGACCGGACCUAAUUCCUGCCGCCCGGGAGACAGUGCAUGGCGGGCAGACCGUGUUGCACUUGUGCGUGAAACAUUUUCAAUUCGAGACGUUGAAGGUUUUGGUGGAAAAGUUGGGGGACUUAGUUUAUGCAAAGGAUGGUGAUGGUGAGACACUCUUGCAUUUGGCUGUUAGAUCCAAUCAACUUAAGAUUGUAGAAUACUUGGUGGAAAGUAGAAAAAUAAAGAGACUAGCAACGAAUUCCAGUGGCGAAACAGCAUUGGAUAUCUUGCGUGAGAGCUUUCACGAAACAGAUACAUAUAAAGAAAUGAGAAGAAUCUUGCAACGUUUCGAUUCUCUGGCAAUGGUCAAACAGUUCCCCAAGUUGACCGAAAUGGCAAUGGUGGUGGUGAUUCUAAUAGCCACGAUGGCGUUCCAGGCGGCGGUCAACCCCCCGGGGGGUGUGUGGCAGGAAGACAAGCCAUCACCCGACAUUUACACGCCAUCACACAAAGCGGGCAGAGCAGUGAUGGCAACUAAUAGUCCUGGACUAUAUAUAUCCUUCCUUGUUGCUACCAACACGGCUUUCAUUUCAUCGAUGAUCACAAUCGUCCUCAUCAGCACCGGAGCGCCACAGGUAGAUUUUGUCUUGCUGGCAAUCACGACCUAUUCGAUGUGGGUGUCGAUUGUGUCUAUUGGAGUGAGCUAUGGGGUUUCUUUACUCAUGACCAAUCCUAUGGAAACAAAAUCAAUUUCCGAAAUAGCCACCAUAGUAGUAGGUGUGUUCGUCGGCAUCAAUAUAUUGUUGGUCAUCUACUUCCCCAUACGCACCAAGGUUUUGGGGGGGCUUAAACAAACAGAGACACAAAUACAGAGUUUGCUUCAAGUUCUUGAAAAUGCUCCCGACAGCUUUCCCAAACGUGCUACUGUUUCUUUGUGUUUAACUAUACAAAGAUGGCUUAGUGUUCUUACCACCGGUAAUUGAAGAUAUACCUAAUGCUUCAAUGUAAUAGAGAGUCGAGCGUAAUUAUAAGCUCAAUUUCAGGUUUUCUUUGUUGGUUCUUUCCCGGAAUGCAAAAUAGAGUCGAACCAAUCCUAGGAUAAAGUCUUAAAGAGCUUGUAUUCAUAAACAACUUGCGAAAUCACAAGACUCCUCUAUUGUUUUCGUCUA